GAUGGGCUCGCGAUCGGACGAACUGUCGGUCUCCGGGACACCGGGGACCAAGGGUUGGUGAGCCGGACUUGCCAUCAAACUGUGCAAUUCGAGUCCAGCUUGCCGAGCAGACGAUACGAAAUUGCAGAACCGCUACAGAUUUGGGGCAUGCCUUCAAUUAUGCGUCUGUCUGCAAGAGGGGAGACAGUAAUGGGCUAUGUGUUGCCAAUCUGGGCUCGUUGGGCUAGCUCGAGGGCGUAG
Protopolystoma xenopodis is the source of this 240-nucleotide messenger RNA. The record is from the annotation of a GenBank genome assembly. NCBI's taxonomy places the organism in Eukaryota, Metazoa, Platyhelminthes, Monogenea, Polystomatidea, Polystomatidae.